GUCAUUCCCCUGUCUGACCGCAUUUAAGAAGGCAGGCAACUGGAAGGCUUCAUUACUAUGGCUGCUGCAGCUUUUGAUCCCCUGGGGCCACUUCCAGUCUACCUGGUCUCCGUUAGACUGGGCAUCUAUGAGGAUGAACAUCAUAGAGUGUGGAUAGUUGCAAAUGUGGAAACUUCUCACUCAUCACAUGGCAACAGGAGGAGAACCCAUGUAACUGUCCACUUGUGGAAGUUAAUCCCCCAGCAGGUUAUUCCCUUCAACCCCUUGAAUUACGACUUUCUACCCACGACGUGGAAAUUAGAGUCCAGGAACAUAUACUGGGCAACAGAUGGGACUCACUGGAGAUUACUGGAUCAUUCCCAGUUGGGUGACACAGAGCAACUGAUCCUGAUGCUGGUGUUAGGGUGACUGACUGAUGGAAGCUGCUGGGAAGGUCUUGAUAGCCUGGCUGGCUCCUGCUCCUGUGCCCUCGGGUAGACUUUGCACCCACCCCUCUGUUUGUUCCUCAAGUUUCUAGUUCUACAGCAACUUCUGUCAUGGUCAGACCUACUUUUUACAUGAUCUACUUUCUGUGAGCCUGGUUUGGGUCCUGACCGUUCUCCCUAGCUGGAGACAAACUGCAUCUUCUCUUGCCCACUUUGUGUCUCUGGCCCUGACCUUAUAGAUGGCUUUUCUUAAGACCCCUCCUCCAUUCAAACUCCUUCCACCUGGGCUUCUAGUGCUUCCAGUGGUAGGAGAUUUGCCCCCCAUUUACCUUAGGAUGUCUACAGGUGCCUCUGGAGGAGGUACAGAUAGGGACUCUAUGCCCUGUGGGCCUUUGACCUAUCACUGGCAAGAAGUUUGCCUGGUGCUGGGUAGAGGACACUCUGUGCUCAGUAGCUUAAAGGCUCAGUGUGAGACUUACAGAGAACAUCUGGAGUACUUGUCCAGGUGCUCAGUUCCUUGGCUCCAGGAAGUGAAUCUGACCCUAGGCCUCUCCCACCCCAACUUGUUUUUAACUAAUUAAACUUUACUGUUUUUACUUAA
This is a messenger RNA of Mus musculus (house mouse), 1026 nucleotides long. It is a transcript of the gene Tcl1b1, whose product is annotated as T cell leukemia/lymphoma 1B, 1. Gene Ontology annotation, molecular function: protein serine/threonine kinase activator activity. Lineage: Eukaryota; Metazoa; Chordata; Mammalia; Rodentia; Muridae. The transcript is spliced from 4 exons. The record is from RefSeq and is marked provisional. Bases 58 to 408 code for a protein of 116 amino acids.